This is a messenger RNA of Bombina bombina (fire-bellied toad), 6272 nucleotides long. RefSeq names its product lysine methyltransferase 2A (gene KMT2A). Gene Ontology annotation, molecular function: DNA binding; zinc ion binding; histone H3K4 methyltransferase activity. Gene Ontology annotation, cellular component: nucleus; histone methyltransferase complex. The record is from RefSeq and is a predicted model, not a curated record. Gene Ontology annotation, biological process: positive regulation of DNA-templated transcription. The coding region runs from base 6 to 6272 and encodes 2088 amino acids. The transcript is spliced from 26 exons. NCBI's taxonomy places the organism in Eukaryota, Metazoa, Chordata, Amphibia, Anura, Bombinatoridae.
ACAAAAUGGCGCACAGCUGUCGGUGGCGCUUCCCAGCUCGGCCCGGAACCGGCCGAAGACUGGGGGCUAGACUGAGGCUGUUUGCUGCACUGCGAGAUGAGGGAAGUGGGAACAGGGAGGGCACCGUAAGUCCCGGGAGUAGCGGGGGGCUAGUGCCCGGUUAUGACGCGGCUCUGCAGGUGUCUGUAAGGAUCGGGAGCAACCUGAGGAGAUUUAGAGAACUGAGCGGCGGGAGCAGCGAGGAGGAGGAACAAUUUCUUGGUUUCGGUUCAGAUGAAGAAGUUAAAACGCAAAGCCCCACAAAAUCAACUCCAGAUCAGAAAGCCUUACGAAAACCUCGUGGAAGACCCAGGAAUACCUUGCAAAGAAGCUUUGAUACAUCUCUCCAUACUGCUGAAACUCCAAACCUUUCCGAAAUCAGGCCCUCAGAGAAAACUAAGACGCCUGAUGUCAAAUUGGAGGAAAAGAGGCGUGGAAGACCUCCUGCACAUGGCAGCGUCAAGUUUAGGCUAACUCAGGAGAAGCAUGAAAGCACUGAGUCUAUGAAAGCACCUCAAGAUGAGAAGACAAAAAGAAAAAAACAGUCCGCCACAUUUCAGCAAGCUGCCAAGAUAAAAAAACUUAGAGCAGUAAAAUUAUCGCCUUUAAAAUCAAAAUUCAAAAAAGGUAAACUGCAACUGGGAAGGAAAGGACCAGUUCCCAUUGUCCGGAAGAGAGGGAGACCCCCAUCAUCUGAAAGGUUUAAAGCUGAUCCUCCAGGCAGUAUUUACAGACAGUCCCAGGUCGACAAACCGCAAAGAGGGCGCAAGGAUGGUUCUCCACAGGGUACAAAAGAAGAGAGCAGAGUAUCUGUGCGUCAGAGCCCACGUAGAAUGAAGCCAGUUAGAAUAAUACCUUCUACCAAGAGGACAGACACCACAAUUGCUAAACAGCUAUUGCAGAAGGCCAAGAAGGGAGCUCAAAAAAAGAUGGAAUUAGAAGCAGCAAAGCUUCAGGGGCGUAAGGGAGGAACACAGCUGAAAAACAUACGUCAGUUUAUCAUGCCUGUGGUGAGUACAGUCUCAUCCCGGAUCAUCAAGACCCCAAGGAGGUUCAUUGAAGAUGAGGACUAUGAACCACCUAUUAAAAUAGCCCGCUUGGAGGCAGCUCCCAGUAGUAGAUUCAGUGCUGUUUCUUGUGGCUCUAGUGAGAAAUCCAGUGUAGCCUCUAUACGCUCCUCACAGGCCACUUCAGAUGACUCUAGGUCUAGCAGCCCCAGUGUGGAUACAUCAACAGAGUCUCAGGCCUCAGAGGAAACAACAGCUGUUAUUCCUGAAGCUCCUGGACGAACCACUGAGGCUCUUACCCAAGUACCCAUCACACAGCCUCCCACAGAAAACACUGAUGCUGGUAUAAGAAACAGAAGGUUUUCUGUCUGCAAUAGGACCUUUAGCUCCAGGCCAGCUAAGAAACUAACCUCACAAUCACCUAGACAACAGCCUUCUGCAUCUCCACCCCCACCACUUCUGGGUCCCCCAGCUCCUCUACAGCCCCCCACCAGCGUGCCUGAGCACACAUCAUGGUUGAUGCCUCCCUCUAUCCCCAUGGCUACACCUUUUCUAUCUGCCUCACGCAUGCAUGAGAAACGAAGGUCCAUCUUAAGGGAACCAACCUUCCGCUGGACCUCCCUGAAACAUUCACAGUAUUUUUCCUCUGCUAAGUAUGCUAAAGAAGGGCUUAUAAGAAAACCUAUCUUUGACAACUUCAGACCCCCACCUCUUACUCCAGAAGAUGUAGGAUUAGCAUCUGCAUCCAGCUUUCCCUCAUCAUCUGUUGUUGGACCUGGUAGGCUCUUUUCCCAUCUUCAUGCAUCAGGUGGACGGUUUGAUGUGCACAAACGUAGUCCUCUACUCCGCGCACCUAGGUUCACACCCAGUGAGGCACAUUCCCGUAUCUUUGAGUCAGUUACUCUCCCAUCUUCAACAGGCCGCAGUGGUGGAGCAUCUUCCAUGAUGGGUAGAGCCUCACGGAGGAGGAAAAGGAAGGUUUUCAGUCCCAUCCGCAGCUCAGAGCCUCGGUCCCCGUCACACUCCAUGAGAACAAGAAGCAGGAGAGUGAGUAGUAACAGUCUUUCAACUCUCACACCUCCAUCAGCCUUGGUAACUGGUAUAUCUUCCAGUCCUCUCACCGCUAGUGCCUUAAACCCCAGUUUUUCCUUCUCUUCAUCCUCUAUGACCCCAGUGACUGGAGAUUUAGCGGAGAAGGUGCAGAAUACCAGAAAACCAGCCAGCUCUCCUGGGGAACCUUUUUCCACUCCUUCCAACAGCUCUCCUGCCCUCUUCCCAUGGUUCUCUUCCAGUCCUCAGGCAGAGAGAGGGAGAAGCAAGGUCAGGGUUUCUGAGGAUACACUGAAAGAGAGAGAAACAGAGAAGAGUCGGGACAAGGAAAAAGAGAAGGAGAAUACUGGUGACUCCAAGAAAGAGAAACAUAAGAAGAGUAGAGAUGCCUUGUUUAAGGCAGGAAAGGAUAAGGGGGAUGGAGAGGUUGUAACAGCAGCUAUGCUACCUUUGAAAGCUAUAGGGAGGAAAAAGCCUGUAGCAGUAGAGGCCUCUUCUGAUGUCUCUGUGGCAUCACCCCCAGUGGAAUCUGUUCCAGCUAAAAACAAGUCAAAUAAGAAGGGUCGGGGAGUCUCUGAGAGGCCUGACUUGGAAACUAGUGCCAAACCUCCACUUGCUGAGACCCAGACACAUCUCCCAGACACAUCUCCUAGUGUAAAGCAAACCACUGCAGCCAUCAGCUCAGUGUUGGCUCAGGCUGACAAGUUUCCUGUUACAGACAAACGUGUGGCCAGUCUCCUGAAAAAGGCUAAAGUCCAACUAAAUAAUAUUGAAAAGAGCAAAUUCCUCAAACAGCAAGACACACCAAAGGUUCAGGGACAAGAAAGUGAUUCUUCAGAGGCAUCUGUGCGUGGUCCUCGUAUUAAGCAUGUUUGCAGACGAGCUGCUGUUGCACUAGGCCGCAAAAGAGCAGUAUUUCCAGAUGAUAUGCCCACCCUGAGUGCCUUACCAUGGGAGGAGAGAGAAAAAGUCCUGUCUUCCAUGGGAAAUGAUGACAAGUCAUCCAUUGCUGGUUCAGAGGAUGCUGACCCGCCAGCCCCACCACUAAAACCUGUUAAACAGGUGACACGUAAUAAAGCCCCACAGGAGCCACCAGUAAAAAAGGGCAGGCGGUCUCGACGCUGCGGGCAGUGUUCAGGAUGCCAAGUGCCAGAGGACUGUGGUGUCUGCACCAACUGCCUAGACAAGCCCAAAUUUGGAGGGCGCAACAUUAAAAAACAAUGCUGCAAAAUGAGGAAGUGCCAGAAUCUGCAGUGGAUGCCAUCCAAGGCUUUCCUACAAAAACAAGCUAAAGCUGCAAAAAAGAAGGAAAAGAAAUGUAAAGUAAGUGAUAAGAAAGAUAUUACAGUGGCCAAGAGCCCUCCAGAUCCUCCUCCAAAAGCACCAACUGCUCCAGCUGCAAUUGUACCUCCUCCUGCUCGAGUUCAGACUCCCCCUCCACCAUUAAAAAAAAUUGAGCCCCCCAGGAAAGCAGUGGAGGAAAAACUAGAAGACAGCCAACCUACACCAACCUGUGAAGCCAAGCAUUCCUUAAUUCCACGCAAAGCCACUAAGCAACCAGCCCUACAGCCUGCUUUGACUCCUCCUCCUCCCCAGGCCACCUCACCACUACCUGCAAAGAAGGAAUUACCAAAAUCUGCUCUGAGUGAGACAAAGAAGAAGCAGCCUGUUACGUUCACAGAGACUGGUCAAGAGCAGAACAAACAGAAGAAGCUGACCAACAGAUUAGGACCCCUUCUAAAAUCAAAACCAAAGGAAAAGGAAAAGGUGACCUUUCCCAGUAAGCCAGAGGCCAGCUUCAAUUUGCUGAAUUCAUUGUGUAAUGGGGUUGGUUCCAGACAGAAACCCUCUAUGGAUGGGGUGCAUAGAAUACGAGUGGAUUUUAGGGAGGAUUGUGAUGUGGAGAAUGUGUGGGAGAUGAGGGGACUCAGUAUACUAACUACUGUGCCUAUCACACCAAGGGUGGUCUGCUUUUUGUGCGCUAGCAGUGGGCGUGUGGAGUUUGUGUAUUGCCAGGUAUGCUGUGAACCAUUUCACAGGUUUUGCUUGGAGGAGAGAGAACGACCAACUGAGGACCAGUUAGAGAACUGGUGUUGCCGUAAUUGCAAGUUUUGCCAUGUGUGUGGGAGGCAGCAGCAGGCCACAAAGCAGUUAUUGGAGUGUAAUAAGUGCCGAAAUAGCUACCACCCGGAGUGCCUGGGACCAAACUACCCAACCAAACCCACCAAGAAAAAACGAGUUUGGAUCUGUACGAAAUGUGUCAGAUGCAAAAGCUGUGGCUCCACCACCCCUGGCAAAGGAUGGGAUGCUCAGUGGUCACAUGACUUCUCACUGUGUCAUGACUGUGCCAAACUCUUUGCUAAAGGAAACUUCUGUCCAUUGUGCAACAAGUGCUAUGAUGAUGACGACUACGAGAGCAAAAUGAUGCUGUGUGGAAAGUGUGACCACUGGGUGCACUCUAAGUGUGAAAGCCUGACAGAUGAGAUGUAUGAAAUAUUAUCCAAUCUACCAGAAAGUGUGGCAUACACAUGUGUAAAAUGCACAGACCAGCACCCUGCAGAGUGGAGGUUGGCACUGACCAGUGAACUUCAGGCUUCUUUAAAGUACGUACUGACAGCUCUGCUGAACUCUCGAACCUCGAGCCACCUACUGCGCUACCGUCAGACAGCAAAACCACCUGAUUUAAACCCUGAAUCAGAAGAAAAUAUGCCAUCACGGAGCUCUCCUGAGGGACCAGACCCUCCUAUACUCAUCCAAGUUACUAAACAGGAUGAAGAGCCACCACCUGAUCUUGAGAAUGUAAAGAAAAAGAUGGACAAUGGUGGUUAUACUUCUGUACUGCAGUUGAGCGAUGAUAUUGUGAGAAUCAUACAGGCUGCUAUAAAUGCAGAUGGGGGGCAGCCAGAAAUGAAGAAAGCCAACAGCAUGGUGAAAUCAUUCUUCACAAGGCAAAUGGAACGUGUCUUCCCCUGGUUUAAUGUGAAAAAGUCCAGGUUUUGGGAACCCAACAAAGUUACCAGCAAUAGCAGUAUGCUGCCUAAUGCAGUGCUGCCACCAUCCCUGGACCAUAACUACGCUCAGUGGCAGGAAAGGGAGAGUGGGCUUGCUGUGCAACCACCACUAAUGAAAAAAAUCAUCCCUGCUCCAAAACCCAAAUCUCCAUGGGAUCCAGAAUCUCCUCGACCAGUGCACCCCCCAAAUUCACCACCCUCAGUCCCUGAGCACACCAGGGAGCAGAGCCCAGAGCUGCCUCCUCCACCAGGGAUGGAGGACAACCGUCAAUGUGCACUGUGCCUCAAGUAUGGAGAUGAUGAAGCUAAUAAUGCUGGGAGACUCCUGUACAUUGGUCAAGACGAGUGGACGCAUGUAAACUGUGCCCUCUGGUCAGCAGAAGUGUUUGAAGAAGAUGAUGGCUCUUUGAAGAAUGUGCACAUGGCAGUUAUUAGAGGAAAGCAGCUGCGUUGUGAGCUUUGUCAGAAAUUGGGAGCAACUGUUGGUUGCUGCCUGAAUUCAUGCACCAGUAACUAUCACUUCAUGUGCUCAAGACAGAAAAACUGUGUGUUUCUGGAGGACAAGAAAGUUUACUGCCAGAAACACAGGGAUCUGUUCAAGGGAGAGGUUGUGUCUGGUAAUGGUUUUGAAGUUUUCAGAAGGGUGUUUGUGGACUUUGAAGGAAUUAGCUUGCGCAGAAAAUUUCUAAAUGGCCUUGAACCAGAAAAUAUCCACCUGAUGAUUGGCUCCAUGACUGUUGACUGCUUGGGCAUCCUGAAUGAUCUCUCAGAUUGUGAGGAAAAGCUUUUCCCUAUUGGCUAUCAGUGUUCUCGAGUGUACUGGAGCACCACAGAUGCUCGCAAGCGCUGUGUGUACACUUGUAAGAUCAUGGAGUGUCGGCCACCACCUGCUGAACCUGAAGUAAACAGUACCGUGCAACAUGAACAGAACCGGACCAUCGCACACAGUCCCUUACAUCGCACUGGAGAUAUACAGGAUACAGAACCUCAAAGUUCAGACAUGAAAAAUAUUGAGACUAUCAAGCAUCCCUCUCCAGACCUUGUAACACCCUCACCUACAUUCAACUCACGAUCUUCUGUUGGCAACAAAAUCAGCAUACCCAGAUUUUCCUCAUCCCAACGUUCUCCUGGAUGCCGACCCCUCCCGUCUGCAGGUGAGAAGUGA